UUUACCAGAACUCGAAAUCAUUACCUUCACAGGUGAAAUAUCGAUUGAUUCUUUUCAGUCCCAAUCAUUUGAUGCACUUCUCGAGGAGGAUCCAGCCGUAUUGGUUGAAGCUCUGGAGACGAUAGCAGCUGAACAGCCGAUCGUUGCUCGUAGCAUUCCAAAACAUGCAAAAAUCACCAAACGAGAAGAUCGUAGCAUGCGAAAUUGCUUAUUUGAACAAGAGGUCUACGAUUCAAUGUUGAUCGACUCUCUGCGAGUGUGCGACCUGCUCCAAACCCACCUUGACGAAUGUAUCACAUCGGUUCGAGCCAAGAGCCCAGAAAAUUGUCCUUCUUCAACGAUCUCGAGCAGCCCCAGCCUGAAGCGACCAUUGAAAUCAUGCAUACGUGCAGAUCUCUGA
Haemonchus placei is the source of this 400-nucleotide messenger RNA. The record is from the annotation of a GenBank genome assembly. Lineage: Eukaryota; Metazoa; Nematoda; Chromadorea; Rhabditida; Trichostrongylidae.